Messenger RNA from Fusarium mangiferae, 1200 nucleotides. RefSeq lists its product as uncharacterized. The record is from RefSeq and is a predicted model, not a curated record. Gene Ontology annotation, molecular function: FAD binding. The coding region runs from base 1 to 1200 and encodes 399 amino acids. The transcript has 4 exons. Lineage: Eukaryota; Fungi; Ascomycota; Sordariomycetes; Hypocreales; Nectriaceae.
AUGUCCGACACGCAAAAGCCAUUCGCUAUCAUUGUCGGGGCAGGCCCAUGUGGCCUUUUGUUGGCAUUGCGACUCGCCAAAGCCGGUCUCGAAGUGCGGGUGCUCGAAUCUGGCCACAAGCUUGACGACCAGCCUCGGGCAACUCACUAUAGUCCUGAAGCGGUAGAAGAGCUUGACAAGGCCGGGGUUCUCCCAGAUGUCCAGGCCCAAGGGUUUGUUCCCGAUGGCUUGUGCUGGCGGAAGCCUGACGGAACCCCAAUCACAAUGUUGUUAGCUUCUCUUGUGGCAGCGAAAGUCAAGUAUGAAAUGCAAUGCUUGCCAUUGGAUAAACUAGGCAAGAUAUUAUACGACCAUGUCAUGAAGGAGCCCAACGCGAGCAUCCUUUGGGGCCACAAAGUUACGGACGUGCAACAGCGCGAUGGGGGAGUGACUGUGACAGUUGAGGCUGAGAGCACAUCAAAGCUUAUAGAAGCUACAUACGUUGUUGGAUGCGAUGGCGCCAACAGCCAGAUCAGGCGAACUUUGUUUGGAGAUAUGGAGUUUCCCGGGUGGACUUGGAACCAACAGAUUAUCUCGACAACUAAGUAUGGAUUCAUCGACUCCAACAUGAUCAUUGACCCUGAACACUGGUACAUGGCAGCAAGAAUGUCCAAGGACGGACUAUGGAAAGUUACGUACGGAGAAAUACCAGGCCUCACAAAGGAGCAGUAUCUCGAGCGACAGGCUUGGAAGUUUGAGAGAAUGCUCCCCGGCAAUCCCAAGCCAAAAGACUGGAACUGUACCGCUUUCAGUCCUUACAAGUGUCAUCAGCGCCUGGCGAAAUCGCUCCGCGUGGGCAACAUUCUGCUCGCCGGCGAUUCUGCACAUUUAUGCAAUCCCUUUGGUGGUCUAGGACUCACCGGCGGUAUCCUUGACGUGGGUGGCCUUUACGACUGCCUUUAUGGGAUAGCAACAGGCCAAGCAGAUGAGAGCAUUCUGGAUCAUUAUAGCGACGUUCGGCGUCAGAUUUAUCGUGACUUCACGGAUCCUCUUUCAACGGAAAACAUGAAGCGCCUUCUGUCUGACCCUGAGGAAGCGCUGGAAAAGGACCAAUUCCUACAGUUGUGUAAGGAGGCUGCCACCAAUCCUGAGGUGGCUGAUAAGCUAGCUAAAGGUGCUAAUUGCCUAGGUCACGACUUUACUCAGUAUUAUAAAUCCUAA